UAACAAAGAGGAACUGUUUGUUUAAUUUCGAAGGAGGACACUUUUCCAAGUUACGCAUAGUUCCAGCGACAGACAACGAAGCAAAUGUCAGUAAAUGAUGACAAAUCAGAUGCCCCAUCCCAAUCUAGCAGCAUAUUGGAUCUUCCUAAUACAUUUGACAUAGGAGGGCAGACUGGGUUUUCUAGUGGAGAUGUUGCUGACUCAACCCUGAUUUCCGUAACUUCAUCAGCACCUGAAAUAGCAUCUGGGGACCUAGAAUACGAAGAUGUCUGUAUGCAGGUUGCAGACCCUCCAUCUACUUCAUCAGAAAACAUUGGAUUCAGUUCCCACCAAGAAACACUGUUCAGAACGGGCAGGACUUUCAACAUUGUCUUAUCUGCUUCUGAGAGACCCAUAAAGGGAGAGGAGGAAGAGGAUUUCACAGGGAAAAACAUUGACAGUUUUUAUAGUAAUUCCAGUAAACCUGAAAACACAGAUAGAAUGUUUCAACUGAUAUCAGAGUUGCUUGCGUCCAAAGUCUCUCAGCUUAAGGAAAAAGGUGAAAAGAAAUAUGUUUUAAGAAGUUUUCAAAUGGCUCAAAUUCUGUUGAACAGCCAUGGGACUAAAAUAUUUCAAAAUCAUCAAGCAAGUCUGAGUUCGACUAAAUCAAGUGACAGCACUGCGGAAAAAAUCAGACCAAUUCCAGGGCUAUCAAUGGAUGUGAUCAAAUAUGUAUUAGACAAUAUAAAGGAAGGAGUUCAAAUAUAAUCCUUAUUAGGGGUUUGCAGAAGUCCCUUUAACAUGCUUUCAUUUUUGCCGGCAGGUAUUAAAUCAAGCCUUUUUUUUAAAUGUGUUAAUUUUACAAGAAGAAAAGCUGCCAUUCAUUCCCCUGUACAAUUGAGUAACAGUGAACAGCAAUGAACUUCCACACUGACAUUUUUACUGCUGUACCGCAGAUGAGGCUGUAAACUGCCAUGGAUUCAUCAUGUACACAUGACCUUUCCUUAGCAUCACUCUGACUGAAUUAUCAACUGUUUGGUAUACUGGGAGAUGUAUUUUUUGUCAACUUUAAUCAAAGUUAAAAUCUUAUCUAGGACUACAAUUCCACAUUUCCCUGCAGAGAUGACAAAAUUCUAUAGAAACAAGCCCAUUUAAAAUCACCAAUUGAAAUCAAAAUUAUUUUAUAUCAAAUGAAUAAAAGAAAAUUUAAGAAUCACAAAUAAAUGCUUUGGAACAAGUUUUACAUUUUUAUGCAGUCACACUUAUAACAUUUGCUUGUUCAUGAUGUUGAAAUAAUAAUUUCAAUAAUGUUGACAAAAACUUAAGUAGGAAACAUGUAUAAUGAACAGAUGUUUGUUUCCUAUGAAUACAAUAUGAAUUUAAGUUUACAGAUGAAUUGUCUAAACUAUGUAGAGUUACACCCAUCAAAGUCCGCUAUAAUAUGUGCUUCCUCUACAUUGAGGUCAUCUUUAGACGCGCUUGUAUCAGAGAAAACAUGUAAAUCGCCUUAAGUGAUAUGUAUUAAAGCAUUUUGACAACCAUGCAACAAACCUGACCAUUUUUGACAGGUGGGAGCUGUGUCAUUAUUAUUUAGUUAUUUUUGAAAAAGGUGACAUACUGUAAAAGAGGAGCAAACCAGCACAAAAUAAAUGCCUAGUGAUUAUGUUUAUUACUAGAACGGUCUCUGUUAAUGAAAAAUGCGUUGGGCUGAUGCCUAUUAACAGGGGUACUGAACCCUGCUCCUGGAGGGCUGUUGUCCCUCU
Messenger RNA from Polyodon spathula (Mississippi paddlefish), 1742 nucleotides. RefSeq names its product shieldin complex subunit 1-like. The transcript has 3 exons. Lineage: Eukaryota; Metazoa; Chordata; Actinopteri; Acipenseriformes; Polyodontidae. The coding region runs from base 85 to 747 and encodes 220 amino acids. Gene Ontology annotation, cellular component: site of double-strand break. The record is from RefSeq and is a predicted model, not a curated record. Gene Ontology annotation, biological process: positive regulation of double-strand break repair via nonhomologous end joining; negative regulation of double-strand break repair via homologous recombination; positive regulation of isotype switching.